Molecule: messenger RNA, 5123 nt
Organism: Lampris incognitus (smalleye Pacific opah)
Lineage: Eukaryota; Metazoa; Chordata; Actinopteri; Lampriformes; Lampridae
Gene: col5a2a
Product: collagen, type V, alpha 2a
Exons: 54
Coding region: 243-4739 (1498 amino acids)
Cellular component (GO): collagen type V trimer
Molecular function (GO): extracellular matrix structural constituent; protein binding
Source: RefSeq, a predicted model, not a curated record
GGCUCGCCAGCAUUCUUCUUGUUUAAAGCUGUAACUACACUGCAAAGAAGAAAAAAAAAAGGAAAAAAGGAAAAAAGGCACUCGCGCAGUCGGGGCUGGGUCUGCCUGCUGCUUACAAGGAGAGGCACUCUUGUCUUCAUGGUGGUGCAGUGAUAACCUGAGCCUUUUUUUUCCCCUCUCUCUUUCAUCCCUUUUUUGCCACUGCUUUGCACAUAAGGGAGGCUCAUGUCUUUCUUAUAGACAUGAACAGCUUUGUGAAUGUAAGGACGUUCCUUUUUCUUGUGCUCUCGGUGGCUCAGGUUUUGAUUGUCAAAUGCCAAGAUGGGAACAGUGGAGAUGAACUGGGCUGCACCGCCGACGGCCAGGUUUACACCAACAGGGACAUCUGGAAACCAGAGCCGUGCCGGAUCUGUGUGUGUGACAACGGUCAGGUGCUCUGCGAUGACAUCCAAUGUGAUGAGCUGACCAACUGUGAAAAGCUGACCAUACCCGAGGGCGAGUGCUGUCCUAUCUGUCAGUCAGAUUCGUCCAGCGGUGGAGGGCAGGGCAGACCCGAUGGUGGCAGAGUUUACAAGGGUCAGAAAGGAGAGCCUGGAGAGGUCCCAGUUGUUGUCGGGAUACGGGGCCGUCCUGGACCUAUGGGUCCACCUGGAGCACCAGGGAAAAGAGGAGAUCGUGGACAUAAAGGAAGGCCUGGACUACGAGGUUCUCCGGGUUAUGACGGAGAGCCUGGUGUUCCGGGGCAGCCCGGAGAGCCUGGACCGUCAGGACAUCCAUCACACCCAGGAGGACAGGGUCUGUCGGCCCAGAUGGCUGGGGGUUUUGAUGAGAAGUCAGCCGGUCAGCUAGGCAUGCUAUCUGGCUCAAGGGGAGAGGCGGGCGCAAGAGGACCUCCCGGCCAGAGCGGUCAGGCCGGUCCACCUGGAUCAUCAGGACCUCCUGGUGAUGUUGGUGAUCCAGGACAUAUGGGUUCAUCUGGCCCAAGGGGGCCUGAGGGUCCUUCAGGGAAACCAGGUGAAGAUGGAGAACCCGGAAAAGCAGGAAAUAGUGGUGAGAUGGGAUUCCCUGGCUCCGCGGGAGCCAGAGGAUUUCCGGGGACUCCCGGGCCUCCAGGGAUGAAAGGUCAUCGAGGCCAUGCUGGUCCGCUUGGCCAAAAAGGUGAAACCGGUGCUCUUGGAUCCAAGGGAGCCACAGGCCCCACUGGUCCAAUGGGAGCACCGGGCCCCAUGGGCCCUGCUGGGAUGCCAGGAGAGAGGGGACGCUCUGGACCUGGUGGCACACCAGGGAUGCGCGGUUCAGCUGGUAACACCGGCAAACCAGGUCCAAUGGGUCCAUUGGGCUUAAGUGGACCACCUGGCUAUCCAGGAAACCCAGGAAUGAAGGGACAAGCCGGCCCCACUGGAGUGCGGGGUCCCGAGGGCCAACAGGGACAGAGAGGAGAGACAGGCCACCAAGGGAGGGCUGGACCAACUGGCCUUCGAGGAGCUAUGGGGACAGAUGGUGGCCCCGGUUCCAAAGGCCCCGUGGGUAAUGUCGGUCCACAAGGUCCAGGUGGCCAUUCUGGUCCUCCUGGCCCUCCAGGACCCCAGGGAAGCACCGGUCAGCCUGGCAUCAAAGGACAAUUGGGAGAUGUGGGCGUACCAGGAUUCAAAGGAGAGGCUGGACCCAAAGGAGAACCUGGUCCUCAAGGUUCCCAGGGAGGACUUGGACUUCAGGGUGAGGAAGGGAAGCGAGGACCACGUGGAGACUCUGGCUCCGUAGGUCCUCCCGGUCCUUUCGGCGAGAGGGGAGCUCCUGGUAACAGAGGAUUCCCUGGUGCUGAUGGAUUGCCUGGACCUAAGGGGGCUCAAGGCGAUCGUGGAACCUCUGGCUCUGGUGGGCCAAAGGGCUCUUUGGGUGAUCCAGGACGUACCGGAGAACCCGGUCUACCAGGGGCAAGGGGUCUUACUGGUACUCCUGGAGUCCAAGGUGCAGAGGGCAAGCCAGGACCACUGGGUGCCCCAGGUGAAGAUGGCCGUCCAGGGCCCGCUGGAUCCAUUGGAAACCGAGGGCCAGCAGGAACGAUGGGAUUGCCAGGCCCUAAGGGCUUUAAUGGUGACCCUGGAAAGACAGGUGAACUAGGAUCUCCAGGAGUUCCAGGUCAAAGAGGUCCUCCUGGGAAGGAUGGUGAAGUUGGCCCUGCUGGCCCACCUGGCCCAUCUGGUGUUGCAGGAGACAGAGGGGAGCAAGGGCCACCAGGAGUAAAUGGGUUCCAGGGUUUGCCUGGAAACCAAGGACCACCUGGAGAACCUGGAAAACCAGGUGACCUGGGUAUUCCUGGAGAGCUGGGUGCUGUGGGUCAAGUUGGACCAAAGGGAGAACGUGGUAAUCCUGGAGAAAGAGGAGAAGUUGGUGCAGUUGGUCUGCAAGGACCCAAGGGAAUCCCUGGAGCCGCAGGCCCAGACGGGCCAAAGGGUAGCCCUGGUCCUCCUGGUGCACUUGGUGAUCUUGGGCCCCCAGGUCUCCAAGGGAUGCCAGGAGAAAGGGGCAUCUCUGGCCCACCCGGGCCAAAGGGUGACAGAGGAGCAAUUGGUGAGAAAGGAUCAGAAGGUACACCUGGAAAUGAUGGUGCAAGGGGUGCCCCAGGUACUGUGGGUCCACUUGGACCUGCGGGACCUAGUGGUGAGAAGGGAGAACCUGGACCAAAGGGACCACCCGGACCUGCAGGAUCCAGAGGAAUUCCAGGAGCUAGAGGUGACCCUGGCCCUAUUGGUGCUGUUGGAUUUUCAGGACCUCUUGGUCCUGAUGGCCAGCCUGGCGUGAAGGGAGAGCCAGGUGAACCAGGUCAGAAGGGAGAUGCCGGGUCUCAAGGACCCCAGGGCUUGGCAGGCGCUAAUGGACCUCCUGGGCCCAUUGGUGUUGCUGGACUGAAAGGUGGAAGAGGAACACAGGGUGCACCAGGCCCUACUGGUUUCCCUGGAUCAGCAGGAAGGGUUGGCCCACCAGGCCCAACUGGUCCUAUUGGAGAGGCUGGGCCCCUGGGACCUCCUGGGAAAGAAGGUCCUCCUGGACUUCGCGGAGACCACGGAUCCCCUGGUAGACAAGGAGAGAGAGGACCACCAGGAUCUUCGGGAAGCCCUGGAGACAAAGGGGAUUCUGGAGAAGAUGGACCCACGGGUCCUGAUGGCCCUCCAGGCCCAGCUGGAACCACAGGACAGAGAGGUACUGUAGGUCUGCCUGGUCAGAGGGGUGAGCGUGGGAUGCCGGGCCUUCCAGGACCAGCGGGUCCACCAGGAAAACAGGGAACGGCAGGAGCAGGUGGAGACAAAGGCCCCCCAGGCCCAGUUGGUUCUCCUGGUGCUAAUGGGCCUCGUGGUGAUGCUGGUCCUGAUGGGCCAGCUGGAUCCGAUGGUCCACCAGGAAAGGAUGGUAUUUUGGGCCAAAGGGGUGAUAGAGGAGAUCAUGGUCCAGAGGGUUUAAUUGGGCCUCAGGGACUUCCUGGUUCUCCAGGUCCAGUUGGCGUAUCAGGUGGUGCUGGAAAGAGAGGAGAUGCGGGCUCAAGAGGACCUGUUGGUCCACCUGGCUCAGCCGGGAAGAGAGGAUUACCGGGACCCCAAGGCCCGAGAGGAGAUAAGGGAGACAUCGGAGACCACGGUGAGAGAGGGCAGAAGGGACACCGUGGCUUCACUGGUUUGCAGGGUCUUCCUGGACCUCCUGGUACAACUGGUGAGCAGGGAACACCAGGAAUUGUUGGACCAAGCGGCCAAAGGGGCCCACCCGGACCAAUUGGGCCUCCAGGAAAAGAAGGGUAUAACGGACAGAAAGGCCCUAUGGGACCACCUGGAUCUCGUGGUCUCUCCGGUGAUAUUGGACCAGAGGGCCCACCGGGAGAGCCCGGUCCCCCAGGUCCUCCCGGUUCUCCAGGACCCCCCAUAGCAGCUUUGGACGACCUGUUUGGUAGAUCUUACGAUUACGAUGACGGCCCUCCACCUCCCCCCGAGUUCAGCGAGGAUGAGGCUCUACCCAACAGCAACUCGUCCACCAUUGUGCCAGUGGACCCCGGGGUUCAAGCCACUCUGAAGGCCCUCAGCAGCCAGAUUGACAGCAUGAAGAGCCCUGAUGGCAGCAGGAAGCACCCCGCCAGGACCUGUGACGACCUGAAACAGUGCUACCCCAUGAAGAAGAGUGGUGAAUACUGGGUGGAUCCUAACCAAGGCAGUUCAGAAGAUGCCAUCAAAGUGUACUGUAACAUGGACACAGGCGAGACCUGCAUCUCUGCCAACCCAGCUAGCAUGCCUCGUAAAAUGUGGUGGAGCUCCUCGAAGAACAAACCUGUGUGGUUCGGAGCAGACAUCAGCGGUGGAAUGCAUUUCUCAUAUGGUAACAAAGAUCAGUCAGCAAACGCGGUCACAGUCCAAAUGACAUUCAUCCGCCUGCUCUCCAAAGAGGCCUCCCAGACCAUCACCUACCACUGCAAGAACUCUGUGGGCUACAGGGAUGACAAAAAUGGCAACUAUAAGAAAGCCGUGAUCCUCAAAGGCGCCAACGACCUGGAGCUUAAAGCGGAGGGAAACAACCGGUUCAGAUAUACAGUGGUUGAGGACAGUUGCAAGAAAGCUAAUGGCAACUGGGGCAAGACAGUGUUUGAAUACAGGACACAGAAAACAGCAAGACUUCCCAUCAUGGAUAUUGCUCCCGUGGACAUUGGUGGCCCAGGCCAAGAGUUUGGCAUCGAUAUUGGGCCUGUGUGCUUUGUGUAAAUCCAACUGCAGGGAUGCAUCCUGAGACUAUUGAACUGACAGCUGAUGCGAUCAGCCACGUUGUACAUAAAAGUACCGAGGACAUUUCUGGCCCUGUGGCGAGAUAUUUAUUGUGCCUUUCAAACAACUUCAACACAUCAAAGAUUUGUUUGUAAGUUAGAUGAAUGUUUAAAAAGAAAUUCACAAUGAAAGAUAAAAUAAUGUUAAGAUUCAAAAUCAUUCCUUUGUCUACUCUGUCAUGUUUGACCUUUGGCCUUCAUGCAUUUUGAAGUCACUGACUGUGCUUCAGUCCAAAGAUCUGACCUGCCGAUUUUAGGUUGGUUUGUUUUAUUUUUUUCCAAAAAAACGACAAAAGAAACAAAAGAUUAAACAAGCUACCAAAGA